CGAAGAAUGGGUAUGGGUGACGUACAAGUCACGAGAACUGAGUCAUCGUAGCAGCGCGCGCUUUCAGUGAGUUGUCACAGAUUAAAAGCUCGCCGCUUCCUAGUUUCCGCUUUGUAUAGCUCGAAAAGCAAUCGAGUCAAUCAUGCCUCUCUGUGGUGGACUCUCUGAGCAAGUCAAGGAUGCCGAUGACACAGUCAAAGAGAUCUGCGAAAAGGUUCGCGCCGAAGUGGAAGCGAAGCUGGAGAAGUCCUUUCCAGAGUUUACGCCUCUGAAGUAUCGCACGCAGCUGGUGAACGGCAUCAACUAUUUUAUUAAGGUUCACGUAGGUAACGACCAACACAUCCACGUCCGUGCGCACAAGGCUUUCCAGGGCGAAAUAUCGUUCUCUGCUGUGCAGGGGGACAAAAAGUUGGAAGAUCCACUCGAGCAUUUUCAGUGACGGUAUACGGCCAACGGUGUCACCUUUCAUAUAAGUGGCAAAAUAAAAGGAACAAAUUUCGUGCGAUA
Messenger RNA from Rhipicephalus microplus (southern cattle tick), 507 nucleotides. RefSeq names its product cystatin-B. Lineage: Eukaryota; Metazoa; Arthropoda; Arachnida; Ixodida; Ixodidae. Gene Ontology annotation, cellular component: cytosol. The record is from RefSeq and is a predicted model, not a curated record. Gene Ontology annotation, molecular function: cysteine-type endopeptidase inhibitor activity.